Molecule: messenger RNA, 2174 nt
Organism: Papilio xuthus (Asian swallowtail)
Lineage: Eukaryota; Metazoa; Arthropoda; Insecta; Lepidoptera; Papilionidae
Product: esterase FE4-like
Exons: 3
Coding region: 112-1737 (541 amino acids)
Source: RefSeq, a predicted model, not a curated record
CAGUUGAUGACCAUACUUUGACUGGGCGACUAGUACUAGUAGUAGAAGUAUUUCUAUACUCAGUUAAUUAAAGUCAUAUUUUCGUGGUAUAGAGUUAAGAUUUUUUUUGAAAUGGUUCAAGUACGUGUUAAAGAAGGAUUGUUAGAAGGAGAGUUAAGUGAAGAUGAAAUAGGAGGUAAAUUCUUUAGUUUUAAAGGCAUCCCCUAUGCUGAACCCCCUGUAGGUGAUUUGCGGUUUAAGCCUCCUCAACCAAAAAAAGCUUGGGAUGGUGUCAGAGAUGCUAAGAAGUUUGGUGAUAUUUGCUACCAAUGUAUUUUAAACGAAGUAGACAUUGGUUCAUCUGCAUCAGAAGACUGUUUGUAUUUAAAUGUUUAUACGCCAGAUAUUAAGCCAAAGCAUGCACUACCAGUCAUGUUUUAUAUACACGGUGGUGGUCUGGUGAGUGGAAGUGGAAACGAUGAUAUGUAUGGACCAGAAUUCUUAGUAAGACAAGAUGUUAUUCUCGUCACAUUUAAUUACAGAUUAGAAGUUCUAGGUUUCCUUUGUUUAGACACUGAAGAUAUUCCAGGAAAUGCUGGCAUGAAAGACCAAGUUGCAGCGCUAAAAUGGGUUAACGAGAACAUUGCAAGUUUUGGCGGAAAUCCCAAAAAUAUUACUAUUUUCGGCCACAGCGCUGGUGGUCUAAGCGUUAGUUACCAUUUAAUAUCUCCAAUGACGAAAGGUCUGUUCCAACGAGCUAUGGUUAUGAGUGGAUCCUUGACUUGUCCAUGGGGACAAACAUUUGAACCGCGGGAAAGAGGACUCGCAUUGGCUAGAAAAUUAGGAUGUUAUUCUGAAGAUGACAAAGAACUUUACGAUUUCUUCAAACGUCAGCCAAUAGAAAAACUUAUCGGUGUACAAUUACCGAUAACAUUUUUUGAAAAAGGAAAAAAAACUUACGAUUUAUGUUUUGGAGUAGUUGACGAAAAGGAAUUUGGCAAUAACGAAAGAUUCAUAUUUGGUGAUGUUAUUGAAAAAUUACGCAACGGUGUACACGAGGGCGUUGAACUUGUAAUGGGAUAUACCGAAGAUGAAGGUCUCAUUCAUAUGCGAAUCGGAAUAUCACUGGAGGAAACGUGCGCCUAUUCAAAUGAAUUUCGCGAAUUCUUUGUCCCCAAAUUAAUAUCUCUUAAUUGCACGUUGGCGGAACAGUUCGAAGUAGGAAGAAAAAUAAAAAAUUUCUAUUUUAAAGACGAAGUAGUGACAAUGGAUAAUUUGAAAGAACUAGUUAAAUUUUACUCUUUAAACAUUUUUACUUAUCCCAUGUUCCAAUUAGCAAGAAGUUGUUCAUUGAAAAAUAAACUUUACUUCUACAAAUUUACUGGAAAAACUGAGAGAAAUUUCAUGGUUCGUACGUUAGCAUUAGAGAAGUUUUUCGGUGAUAAAAUACCGGUGUGUCAUGCUGAUGAAAUAAAUUAUAUAUUCCCUAUGAAGAAAGAAAAUCUUAAAAUAAACAAAAACGCUAAGAGCUUUAAAAUAAUUAACCAGACAACUAAACUCUGGACCAAUUUCGCGAAAUAUGGGAAUCCAACACAAGAAGGAAUUUUUGGAUUACACUGGACUCCGUAUAAAAUGCAUGAAGAAUCUUAUCUAGAUAUAAAUGAGAACUUAACAAUAGGAUUCAAGCCUGAUAAAAUCGAAGUUGAUUUCUGGGAAAAUAUUUUUAAAGAGUAUCUCCCAAAAUCUAUACCUUACUAAUUUAUUUGUUAUUAAUUGUAUGUUUUAUGUAGUUAUAAGUGAAUAAAUACAGUAUUAUAGCUAACUUACACAAUAUCCGUCUCGAAGGACCAAUGUUUGAACAUAUAAAAAGAACAUUUCAUACUUUUAUUGUUAUUUCACAAGAUUAAAGGUUUUUGUUCUACGUUAAUUUCCAAGACAGGUCAAUACUGACACAAAAUAUCAUCAGCCUUACGCGAAACAAAAAUAACGAUUAUGACAUUGUUUUAAAGUGCUGAAUAAUGGUUACUUAUUACAUUGUCAAUCUCAUUUGAUAACGUUUUGUCAAUCCUGAUAGCAACUAUAGGUUAAGAUAAGAUUCGAGAUAAACCCUCCUUGUUUUCCUCAUGAAAACAAUGCAAUUAAUCCAUAGAAAUAAUCAUCCCAUCUGUCAUAAAAGAUUUUUUUUUGUAUGUAUC